GAGUGGGAAAGGCGCCUGGAGCUGGCGUUCGGGGACUACAUGAUUUAGGAGGGGCACGGCGACAGAACGUUCUCGGUUCCGAUCCCAAAGGAUCGGAGAGGCUCCCUCGGAGGCGUGGUUUCGGAGGGUGGAGGAGUAUGGUGGCGGGGGUCCUCGCUAUACAGGGACUGGAGAGAAGCCUCCUCUGCUGGCUGGGAACCCCCAAGGUUUGGGGCCCGGCGGCCCGGGUGCCACCCAGCCCUUCCUUCCGCUUCUUGGGGCAGUUUGGCCCCGCCCCGGGCUCCUCCUGACCUUGGGGACGGGGUAGAGCCGCGGGACUUAGUGGAGUCAUGGCAGUGCCCUUUGUGGAAGACUGGGACUUGGUGCAAACCCUGGGAGAAGGUGCCUAUGGAGAAGUUCAACUUGCUGUGAAUAGAAGAACUGAAGAAGCAGUUGCAGUGAAGAUUGUGGAUAUGAAACGUGCCAUAGACUGUCCAGAAAAUAUUAAGAAAGAGAUCUGUAUCAACAAAAUGUUAAAUCAUGAGAAUGUAGUGAAAUUUUAUGGUCACAGAAGAGAAGGCAACAUCCAGUAUCUAUUUUUGGAGUACUGCAGUGGGGGAGAACUUUUUGAUAGAAUAGAGCCAGACAUAGGCAUGCCUGAACAAGAUGCUCAGAGGUUCUUCCAUCAACUUAUGGCAGGGGUGGUUUAUCUGCAUGGUAUUGGAAUAACUCACAGGGAUAUUAAACCAGAAAAUCUCCUAUUGGAUGAAAGGGAUAACCUCAAAAUCUCUGACUUUGGCUUAGCAACCGUGUUUCGGCAUAACAAUCGGGAGCGUUUGUUGAACAAGAUGUGUGGUACUUUACCAUAUGUUGCUCCAGAACUUCUAAAGAGAAAAGAAUUUCAUGCAGAGCCAGUCGAUGUUUGGUCCUGUGGAAUAGUACUUACUGCAAUGUUGGCUGGAGAAUUGCCGUGGGACCAGCCUAGUGAUAGUUGUCAGGAAUAUUGUGAUUGGAAAGAAAAGAAAACAUAUCUCAACCCUUGGAAAAAAAUUGAUUCUGCUCCUCUAGCUCUGCUACAUAAAAUCUUAGUUGAGAACCCAUCAGUAAGGAUUACCAUCCCAGACAUCAAGAAAGAUAGAUGGUAUAACAAACCACUCAAGAAAGGGGCAAAGAGGCCCCGGGCUACUUCUAGUGGUGUAUCAGAGUCUCCUGGUGGAUUCUCUAAACAUAUUCAAUCCAACUUGGACUUCUCUCCAGUAAACUGUGCUUCUAGUGAAGAAAGUGUGAAGUACUCCAGUUCUCAGCCAGAACCACGGACAGGCCUUUCCUUAUGGGACACCAGCCCUUCAUACAUUGACAAACUGGUGCAAGGGAUCAGCUUUUCCCAGCCCACUUGUCCUGAUCACAUGCUUCUAAAUAGUCAAUUGCUUGGCACUCCAGGAUCCUCACAGAACCCCUGGCAGCGCUUAGUCAAAAGAAUGACACGAUUUUUUACCAAAUUGGAUGCAGACAAAUCUUACCAAUGCCUGAAAGAGACUUGUGAGAAAUUGGGCUAUCAGUGGAAGAAAAGUUGUAUGAAUCAGGUUACUGUAUCAACAACUGAUAGAAGAAACAAUAAGCUGAUUUUCAAAGUGAAUCUGGUAGAAAUGGAUGAGAAGAUCUUAGUUGACUUCCGGCUUUCUAAGGGUGAUGGAUUGGAAUUCAAGAGACACUUCCUGAAGAUCAAGGGGAAGCUGAGUGAUGUUGUGAGCAGCCAGAAGGUUUGGCUUCCUGUCACAUGAUAGAUCCACUGGUUCUGGGAUUCCUGGUGAAUAUAGUGCUGCUAUGUGGACAUUAUUCUUCCUAGAGAAGAUUAUCUAUUCUGCAAACUGCAAACAAUAGUCCCUGAAGAGUUGUCUUCCCUCUAGCCAAACAUUUUCCAAUUCUUUUGUAUAUUCUUCAUACAAAUAAUAUCUGUAUCUUAACUGUAAGUGAAACUUUGGGGAAAGGGUGGAUAGAAUUCAUUUAGAUAGUCCUUCAUGUGCAUUUAGCAUCUGAAUUGAGACCCUCCUGGUGGAAACCAUGCUCUGGGGUUACAUGAGUUUACCAGCAUUUAUACCAAUAUAAUGAAAAAUUAUACUCUUGUCCCAUUCUACCAAAACAUUUGGUUCCAUCCAAAAAGUACAUAUUUCCUGCACAUUGACUUAAUCACAUGGAUAAAUUAGUAAAAAAAAAAAAAAAAAAAAAAACCUUGUUAUUUGUGGGACAGUAAAUUUAUCAGUCAGUCUGAAGUGAAGCCAGCUUCAAAAUGUAUACCCCAAGAUUUGUACUUAAAAGGGCCUGACCAGGUACCUAAAGCUGUUUUUGAACAAUAAUUAAAAUUGCAAGUAGGUAUGUUUUUUUCUGGUAUAGUUAAUAUGUAUGAUUGGUCUUUCAAAUAGAAGUUGAGCAUAAAUUCUAGUGCUUAACUAUCUUUACUCAGAAUUACUGUUGCACAUUUUAAAUAUUUUUCUAUAUUAUUUUCUACUUUCACAGCCAUAUUUUAAUUCUUUAUUACAGAAAUAAAUUCUAUUUUGAAAAUGAAUAGCUAACUCUGUAAACUCAUUGGUGACUAAACCUCUAGAUGGUAAGGAAUGAAAGAGGCUGGAGACGUAAGAAAGUAAUGGAAAUUGAUCUGAUUCCUGGCUUUUUUCACCUAUUAAUUUUAGUAAGAUCUUGUUCUUUGAAUACAAUUUAUAUUAACAUUUGAAUGUGUUAGAUUGGGUCCUAGUAUUCCCGUUUCUUGGUGAUUUAUAAAAAUUAGCCAGUUAUUCUAGUCUGAAGCCAAGAACAUGAAACUUUAUAGAGUUUAUCAUAUAUUGUGUAUCUUGGUAAAUGGCAUUAUUGUGGUAUAGCUGUCGUUUUUCAAAUAGUCAUGUACAGAUGUGAGAGCUGGACCAUGAGGAAGACUGAGCACCGAAGAAUUGAUGCUUUUGAACUGUGGCGUUGGAGAAGACCCUUGAGAGUCCCUUGGACUGCAAGGAGAUCCAACCAGUCCAUCCUAAAGGAGAUCAGUCCUGAAUAUUCACUGGAGGACUGAUGCUGAAGCUGAAACUCCAGUACUUUGGCCACCUCAUGCGAAGAACCAGCUCAUUGGAAAAGACCCUGAUGCUGGGAAACAUUGAAGACAAGAGGAGAAGGGGACGACAGAGGAUGAGAUGGUUGGAUGGCAUCGCUGAUUCAAUGGACAUGAGUUUGAGCAAAUUCUGGGAGAUUGUGAAGGACAGGGAGGCCUGGCGUGCUGCAGUCCAUGGGGUCAAAAAGAGUCAGACACGAGUGACUGAGCAACAACAACCCACAGGAGGAAUAAAUUUAAACCUAUAGGCAACUUCUAAGAAUUAAGCCAGUACAUUCUCAAAUAAGAAAUUUUGUUCUUGAGAAUUGUCAGCCAGGGAAUUCUCUGGCAGUCCAGUGGUUCAGACUCUGAGCUUCCACUGCAGGGAGCGAGGGUUUGAUCGCUAGUUGGGGAACUAAGUUCCCACAUGCCACACAGCAUGGCCAAAAGAAUAAAACAAGAGAGAGAAUUGUCAGCCAACCAUUGGUAACUCUCAUAAACAAAGUUGUCCCUGGCUUUGACCUCUCCCCUGAACUCCAGACUUUUACAGCCAUGGUCUACCUGACAUUUCCCCUUGACUAAUAAUCAUCUCCUGACCAAAUAGAACUUUUGAUCCCUGUCCUCCAACCUACUCCUCCCUAGUUCCCCCCACCUCAAUAAAUGCCACAUUUAGACCCCUAGUUUCUUAAGCCAAAACUCUAGAAAUCAUCCUUGAUACAGUUUUCAUACUCUGAAUUCAGUUCAGCAGCUCCUAUUUAAUUCAGCAAAUAUGUACAAAAUAGGGCUUCCCAGGUGGCACUGCUGGUAAAGAACCUGCCUGCCAAUGCAGGAGACAUAGGAGACUCAAGUUCAGCCCCUAGGUUGGGAAGAUCCCCUGGAGGAGGGCAUGGCAACCCACUCCUGGAAAAUACUUGCCUGGAAAAUCCCAUGGACAGAGGAGCCUGGUGGGCCGCAGUCCACAGGGUCACAGAGUCAGACACGACUGAGCCACUGAACAGCAAGCAACAUGUGCACUCCCAUUCUGUGGCUUAUUUCACACUUCGUAUAAGAUUGUAGUUUUAAUGUAGUUCAAGUAAGACUUUUCCUCUGUCUAGCAAUUUUUGUUUCCUACUUAAACACUCAUUCCCUACUUUAAAAUCGUGAAGAUUUUCUUUUCUGUUAUCUUCCAAAAGCUUUAUAGUUUUGGCUUUCACCUUUAGAUCUACAGUUUACCUGAAAAUGAUUUUUGUGUGUAAUAGGAGGUCAGGUAGCAUUUUUCCCCCAUAUGGCUAUCUAAUUUAGCACUGGUGAAGAUUAUCCUUUCCCCAUGGGUCUUCAUUGAUAUCCAUCCAGUGUUCAGAUUUCCAAUUCUUACUUUUUACAGUUUUUUGAAUCAGGAUUGAAAUAAAGUCCAUACUAGAAAUUGACUGAUGUCUAAGUUGCUUUUGGUUGUAAGUUCCCACUUUGUUCUCCCUCUGCCUGGUUUUUUCCCUCCUUGUAAUUUAUUGGUAGAAGAACCCAGCUGGUUUACUGUCUAAUUCUUAGUCUGAAUUUGCAUCACUGUGGUUCAGUUUCUCCAUGUUUCAGCUGCCCUCUCUGUUUUCUGUAAAUAGAGACAUUUGGGCUUCUCUGGUGGCUUAUCAGAUAGUAAAGAAUCUGCCUGCAGAGAACGAGACCUAGAUUUGAUCCUGGGUCAGGAAGAUCCCGUGGAGCAGGGAAUCUUCUCCCUUCCCCAAGAAUACCCACUUCAGUAUUCUUGCCUGGAGAUUUCCACGGACAGGAGCCUGGCGGGCUUACAGGCCAUGGGAUCAGUAAGAGUCGAACACAACUGAGUGACGAACACUCACUUUUUACUUUCAGGAUACUAGUCCUGUGUCAAUUUUAUGUGUUGCAUACAAGUAUUUAAAAUCAUGCAUUUCUCUAAGUUUCACUGUACUUAAUGCCAUAAAUUUUCAAGUGUUGUAUUUUUGUUACCUGGCUCAAAUUUUUUUUUUCUAAUUAUUUUAUUGUUUAUAUUUUGACUCAUGGAUCAUUUAGAAUUGUGUUUUUCUGUUUCCAAAACAUAAUUUAUUCAAAUGACUAAUUUCCUUUAGGUUCUUUCCCCCCUUUUAAAUUAAUUUUAAAAUUUUGGAAUCAUUUAUCUUUAAGCAUGAUUGACUUGUAUUCUAUUACUUUCAGGUGUUAAAUGUAGCGAUUUGAUAUUUUUCUUAGAUUUUUUUUAAUGGGGGCUAUUUUUAAAUUCUUUAUUGAAUUCGUUACAGUAUUGCUUCUGUUGUUUAUGUUCUGUUUUUUUGGCCAUGAGGGAUGUGUGCUCUUAGUUCCCUAACUAGGGAUCGAAUCUUCACUUUCUGCAUUGGAAGGUGAAGUCUUAACUAUUGGACUUCAGAGAAGUCCCUGAUAUUUUUAUACAUUACAAAUGAUCAUCACAAUAAGUCUAGUUAACAUCUAUUACCAUACAAAGUUACUACAGUAUUGUUCACUGUGUUUCCUAUGCUGUACAUUACAUUCCCCUGACUUCUUUUGUUCCUGGAAGUUUGUACCUCUUAAUCCUCUCCUUUAGGUUUUUGAACAUAUCUCAAAUAGUUAUUUAUUGCUUUUCUUCACUAAUUUCAAUGUCUUGUCCAUCUUGAGACCAGUAUCUUUUUUUUUUUUUAAUUUUCUUAGCUAUGAGUUACAUUUUCCUUUUUUUUUUUUCCCUGAUAAUUUGUUUUAUGUGGUGGACACAGUGAAUGAUGCAUUUGAGAGAUUCUGGACUCUGUGUUCCUCUAGAGAACUGACAUUUGUUCUGGUGGGUAGGUAACUUGGGUUGACCUGAACUCCAAAGUUGGUCUUCUUUGAGGUGGACAACAGCGAAAAUCUCUGCUCAGUUCUCUCUGCUUCCAGGUGCUCUUGUUGAGCCUCCCAGAGUCAGUGUCAACCAAGAAUUUGGUCACAGUUUAUACUCAAGUUUUGGAGUUUAUCCCCUCUGUAGUUCCCUUUCCAGGAUUUCCCCCUAAUUUUACAGCUGCUCUGCCAACUCCAGCCUAUGUUCUCUGACCUCAAGCCAGUAAACUGGAUUUCUGCCACCCUAUGACAUGUGGAUUGAGAAUACCCUCAGGCAUAAAGGCUCAGAACUAUCUGUCUCACCCAAUGCUAUCCUAGUCUUUUUAGGGGUGACUUCUCUCUGGUUCCCUUUUGAGAAAUUUUUAAGUAGUUGUUUCUAAUUUUUGGUUCAUAGUUUUAAAUUCUUAUCUGAAGGAAGGUUAGUUCACCCAAACUAAUCCACCAUUCAAUUCAGUUCAGUUGCUCAGUCGUGACCCCAUGGACUGCAACAUGGCAGGCCUCCCUGUCCAUCACUAACUCCUGGAGUUUACUCAAACUCAUGUCCACUGAGUUGGUGAUGCCAGCCAACCAUUUCGCCCUCUGUCGUCCCCUUCUCCUCCCACCUUCAAUGUUUCCCAGUAUCAGGGUCUUUGCAAAUGAGUGAGUUCUUCACAUCAGAUGGCCAAAGCUUUGGAGUUUCAGCUUUAACAUCAGUCCUUCCAAUAAAUAUUCAGGACUGAUUUCCUUUAGGAUGGACUGGUUGGAUCUCCUUGCAGUUCAAGGGACUCUCAAGAGUCUUAUCCAACACCACAGUUCAAGAGCAUCAAUUCUUCUGUGCUCAGCUUUCUUUAUACUCCAACUCUCACAUCCAUACAUGCUGUUGCUGCUGCUGCUAAGUCACUUCAGUCGUGUCCGACUCUGUGCCACCCCAUAGAUGACAUCCCACCAGGCUCCUCUGUUCACAGGAUUCUCCAGGCAAGAAUACUGGAGUGGGUUGCCAUUUCCUUCUCCCCAUCCAUACAUGACUACUGGAAAAACCAUAGCUUUGACUAAACGGGGCUUCAUUGGCAAAGUAUGUCUCUGCUUUGUAAUAUGCUGUCUAGGUCGCUCAUAACUUUUCUUCAAAUGAGUAAGUGUCUUUUAAUUUCAAUCACCAUCAGCAAUGAUUUUGGAGCCAAAAAAAACAAAACACAAUAAAGUCUGUCACUGUUUCCCCAUCAAUUUGCCAUGAUGGGACCAGAUGCCAUGAUCUUAGUUUUCUGAAUGUUGAGUUUUAAGCCAACUUUUUCACUCUCCUCUUUCACUUUCAUCAAGAGGCUCUUUAGGUUUUUUUCACUUUCUGCUAUAAGGGUGGUGUCAUCUGUGUAUCUGAGGUUACUGAUAUUUCUCCUGGCUAUCUUGACUCCAUCUUGUGCUUCAUCCAGCCCAGCAUUUCUCAUGAUGUACUCUGCAUAUGAGUUAAAUAAGCAGGGUGAUAAUAUACAGCCUUGACAUAUUCCUUUCCCAAUUUGGAACCAGUCUGUUGUUCCAUGUCCAGUUCUAACUGUUACUUCCUGACCUGCAUACAGAUUUCUCAAGAGACAGGUCAGAUGAUCUGAUAUUCCCAUCUCUUAAAGAAUUUUCCACAGUUUGUUGUGAUCCACACAGUCAAAAGCUUUGGCAUAGUCAAUAAAGCAGAAAUAGAUGCUUUUCUGGAACUCUCUUACUUUUUCAAUGAUCCACUGGAUGUUGGCAAUUUGAUCUCUGAUUCCUCUGCGUUUUCUAAAACCAGCUUGAACAUCUGGAAGUUCACGGUUCAUGUAUUGUUGAAGCCUGGCUUGGAAAAUUUUGAGCAUUACUUUACUAGCAUGUGAGAUGAGUGCAAUUGUGCGGUAGUUUGAGCAUUCUUUGGCAUUGCCUUUCUUUGGGAUUGGAACGAAGACUGACCUCUUCGUGGCCACUGCUGAGUUUUCCAAAUUUGCUGGCAUAUUGAGUGCAGCACCUUCACAGCAUCAUCUUCUAGGAUUUGAAAUAGCUCAAAUCCUGGAAUUCCAUCACCCCCACUAGCUUUGUUCAUAGUGAUGCUUUCUAAGGCCCACUUGACUUCACAUUCCAGGAUGUCUGGCUCUAGGUGAGUGAUCACACCAUCCUGAUUAUCUGGGUCAUGAAGAUCAUUUUUGUAUAGUUCUUCUGUGUAUUCUUGCCACCUCUUCUUAAUAUCUUCUGCUUCUGUUAGGUCCAUACCAUUUCUGUCCUUUAUUGAGCCCAUCUUUGCAUGAAAUGUUCCCUUGGUGUAUCUAAUUUUCUUGAAGAGAUCUCUAGACUUCCCCAUUCUAUUGUUUUCCUCUGUCUCUUUGCACUGAUCACUGAGGAAGGCUUUCUUAUCUCUCCUUGCUAUUCUUUGAAACUCUGCAUUCAGAUGGGAAUAUCUUUCCUUUUCCACUUUGCUGUUUGCUUCUCUUGUUUUCACAGCUAUUUGUAAGACCUCCUCAGACAGCCAUUUUGCCUUUUCGCAUUUCUUUUUCUUGGGGAUGGUCUUGAUCCCUGCCUCCUGUACAAUGUCGUGAACCACCAUCUAUAGUUCAUCAGGCACUCUGUCUAUCAGAUCUAGUCCCUUAAAUCUAUUUCUCACUGCCACUGUGUAAUCAUAAGGGAUUUGAUUUAGGUCACACCUGGAUGGUCUAGUGGUUUUUCCUACUUUCUUCAAUUUAAGUCUGAAUUUGGCAAUAAGCAGUUCAUGAUCUGAGCUACAGUCAGCUUCUAGUCUUGUUUUUGCUGACUGUAGAGAGUUUCUCCAUCUUUGGCAGCACAGGAUAUAAUCAGUCUGAUUUCAGCAUUGACCAUCUGGUGAUGUCCAUGUGUAGAGUCUUCUCUUGUGUUGUUGGAAGAGGAUGUUUGCUAUGACCAGUGCGUUCUCUUGGCAAAACUCUAUUAGCCUUUGCCCUGCUUAAUUCUGUACUCCGAGGCCAAAUUUGCCUGUUACUCCAGAUGUUUCUUGACUUCCUACUUUUACAUUACAGUCCCCUAUAAUGAAAGUGAAAGUGAAAGUUGCUCAGUUAUGUCUGACUCUUUGUGACCCCAUGGACUGUAUAGUACAUGGAAUUCUCCAGGCCAGAAUACUGGAGUGGGUAGUCUUUCCCUUCUGCAGGGGAUCUUCGCAACCAGGGAUCAAACCCAGGUCUCCGGCUCCCACAUUGCAUGUGGAUUCUUUACCAGCUGAGCCACAAGGGAAGCCCAAGAAUACUGGAUUGGGACAUCUUUUUUGGGUGUUAGUUGUAGAAGGUCUUUCAGGUCUUCAUAGAACUGUUUAACUUCAGCUUCUUCAGCAUUACUGGUUGGGGCAUAGACUUGGAUAUUGAAUACUGUGAUAUUGAAUAAUCCACCACUAUUGGAAGCCAAAACUCCCCUACCCUUCAGUUGUAACAACAUAUUUGAAUUUAUUCCCUCAAAAUACAUAGCUAAUAGAUUAGGCUUCCCUGGUGGCUCAGAUGGUAAGGAAUACCCCUACAGUGCGGGAGUUUUGGGUUGGGAAGAUCCCCUGGAGGAGGGCAUGGCAACCUACUCCAGUGUUCUUGCAUAGAGAAUCCCAUGGACAGCGGAGCCUGGUGGACUACAGUCCAUGGGGUCGCAAAGAGUCAGACAUGACUGAAUGACUAAGCACAGCACAAUAGAUUUAGCUAUGUUUAAUAACAUUUAACUAAUAUUUAUCUUCCUCCAUCAAAAAAAUAGCAUCUAUAAUGUUAGUAGGAUUUUAUUUCUCUUUGUUUCUGACAUCAGGGGUCCCCAACAUGCACCACCAUUGUUAUAUUUUUAACAUUGUUAUAUUUUUAAUAUAUUUUUAAAUCUGUCAGUUUAGAUGUGUUGUACGUGGUGUUUUUGACCUUGGCUGACAGGAGACUGUUCUGCGAGGUUUGCUUAUCAGCUGAUUUGACUUAGUGAUCAAACUGUGAGGUACUAUGUCCAUUCUGGAUUUUAAAAGUUUUUUAUUAUGUAUAUCAAAUUUACCACUGUGUGAGUGGAAAUUAAGACCUAAUAUAGGUUUUAUAUGUUGUAAUAUUUCUUCAAGUAAAUCUUUCCUACAAACACACACAAAAAAUCCUUGAUAAGAACCAGAGCAAAAACAUUGAUUUUUCAGGGGCUUUUAAACAGGUGUGGGGAGCAGUGGCUGAGAAGAAAUGGGCUUGUGUGGGACAGAGGUUUGAUUUUGGUGUUGAAAGAACUGUUUUAGCUAAUAUUUAUACUGUGCUAUUUGCUCAGAUUGAGAUCAUGCAGCUUUGGUUUUGAAAUCUGACCCUGGCUCACUGCUGCUCUGUAACCUUGAUAUGUUUGGAAUGACAUGGAAUCUGAAUAUAUAAAACAUUUCGAUGUCAGACUUUCUUACUUGUGAA
Molecule: messenger RNA, 10200 nt
Organism: Dama dama (fallow deer)
Lineage: Eukaryota; Metazoa; Chordata; Mammalia; Artiodactyla; Cervidae
Gene: CHEK1
Product: checkpoint kinase 1
Exons: 13
Coding region: 330-1760 (476 amino acids)
Biological process (GO): mitotic G2 DNA damage checkpoint signaling; protein phosphorylation
Cellular component (GO): site of double-strand break; cytoplasm; nucleus
Molecular function (GO): protein serine/threonine kinase activity; ATP binding
Source: RefSeq, a predicted model, not a curated record